Molecule: messenger RNA, 888 nt
Organism: Symbiodinium pilosum
Lineage: Eukaryota; Dinophyceae; Suessiales; Symbiodiniaceae
Source: the annotation of a GenBank genome assembly
GUGAAGGAGGCAGCGGAGAACGAGCUGGAAGUUGGCAUUAGGCGCUUCGUCCGAGAGGAUGGUACAGUCUUGGGCGAAGCGCAGAUGGCGUGGACGGUCUCAAUGACGAAGUUGCGGCAAGGGGAAGUGCUUCAAGCUUUGGCCAGGUACCGCAUCAGGAUAAGGCGCCUUGCCCAAGGUUUGAUGGACCAGAUCAGUUCGGUCAACAGCGAAGGCCUGGAGAACAUUAUGAAUCAGUUCUCGGGCAUUGAGCCAUGGAACGGUGAAGAGUUGAGAUGUAUUAUCCAGGUUAUUUUCAAUAAAGCCAUGGCAGAGCCUGCCCUCUGCAAAGCCUGUGCGCGAAUGGCUGUUGGUCUGAGGGAGCACUACCUCGAGUUUCCACACGAAGACGAGGAUCAGAAGCCUGUGUCUUUCACACGUGAGCUGCUCAACAUUUGUCAGGAGGAGUUUGAGAGUAUGCCAGCCACUUUUGGGGUAUCACAAGAGGACAAGGCCAAGUUCCCAAGUGCUGAGGCCUUGAAAGAGGCCCUCGCCAGCAAGAAACACAGGAUGCUGGCAUGUGUAUGUUUUAUCGGACAUCUGUUCUUGGAGGGCCUUCUGGCAAUGAAGGUGAUUCGGCACAUCGUGCAUAAACUGAUUGGCGAUGGACGCCGCGGCUGGCCUCCACCCGAAGAGCCGAAGCUAGAGUGUGCUUUGGAGCUCCUGACAUUAGUUGGGCGGACUUUGGAUGAGUCAGUCCCGACAGGCAUCGCUCUGAUGCACGCGUUCCAAAAACGGCUGCUGGACCUUGCCCUUCUUAGCAUUGGAGACAAGCACAUUUUCUCGGACCGAGCGCGGUGCGCCAUCAGCGACCUGUUGGAGCGUCGCAGGAACCACUGGCUCCCUUGA